Archocentrus centrarchus (flier cichlid) is the source of this 2088-nucleotide messenger RNA. RefSeq names its product carnitine O-acetyltransferase-like. Gene Ontology annotation, cellular component: peroxisome. The record is from RefSeq and is a predicted model, not a curated record. NCBI's taxonomy places the organism in Eukaryota, Metazoa, Chordata, Actinopteri, Cichliformes, Cichlidae. Gene Ontology annotation, biological process: carnitine metabolic process, CoA-linked. Gene Ontology annotation, molecular function: carnitine O-acetyltransferase activity. The transcript is spliced from 15 exons. Bases 129 to 2018 code for a protein of 629 amino acids.
ACUGUGCCGAGGCUUCGGAGCGCGAGGUUUACUGUGCAUUCUUUCAUUAAGGUAUUUCCUUAUCAGCACUGUGAGAGGCAGUGAAACAGGUGACUAAACUCCAACUGCAGACGUUUACUGACAGCAAAAUGAUGAGAAUUUUCAGCAGAAAUAUAGUGAAAGUUGGGAUGGGAAAUCCCUGUGGUUUGGUGAAAUCCUGUAGGUUGAGUCUGGUGAGUGGCAGAUAUCUGAACUACUGGAAAGGACUGCCUCAUCUGCCUGUCCCACCUCUGCGGGAGACCUGCGAGCGCUAUCUUAGUGCCCUGGAGCCCAUUGUAAAGGAGGAUGAGCUGAAGCAGACAACACGGCUGAUGGAGGAGUUUCUUAAAGAAGGAGGUGAUGGAGAAAAACUGCAGAAAAGCCUGGAGAGGAAAGCAUGCACCACUGACAACUGGCUUACAGAUCAUGGGUUACAGACUCAGUACUUGGACCGCAGGGAACCUUUGGUGGUUUUUUCCAACUUUGGAUUUGCUCUUCCCCAAAUGGACUUUAGGGAUAAACUGGGACAAAUAAGGUGUGCUGCCAAAUUGAUAACAGCUGUUUUGGACUUUAAGACAAUGAUUGACAAUGAGACACUACCAGUAGAGUACAUGAGAGGGGAGCCCCUCUGCAUGAUGCAGUACUGCCAGGCACUGUCAUCUUGCUGUAUCCCUGGGCUGAAGACUGACUCAUUGGUGUUCCAUGGCAAGAGCUCUAAUGCCCCCAAACACAUCACAGUGGCACACAACUCUCAGUUCUUUACGGUGGAGGUUUACAACAGUGAUGGGACUCCAAUCACUGUUGAUCAGCUUUGUGUUCAGCUGGAGAGGAUCUGUAACUCCCCACUAGAGACCAACAUGGAGCUUGUCGGUAUCCUCACAACCCUGCGCCGUGACUCCUGGGCCAAAUGGUACGACAGACUGGUCCAAGAUCCGUCCAACAGAGAAUCGGUUUCAGCCAUCGAAAGGAGCAUCUGUAUGCUGUGUUUGGACGGAGCCAUGCCUCAGGUGUAUGGGAAAUCUGGCAGAUGUGCUGCACUCCAGAUGUUGCAUGGAGGCGGCAGCCAGUGGAACAGUGCUAACCGCUGGUUUGACAAAUCGCUGCAGUUUAUUAUUGGUGAAGGUGGGACAUGUGGGCUUAACAUAUUGCAUGCUGUUAUUGAUGGCACAGCGAGUCUGGCCUUAGCUGAUCAUAUCACAGCUUCCAUGAAAAAGCCACAGAUGAUGCCAUCUCCUGUGGAACUCUUGCCCAUGCCUCAGAAACUGCACUUCAAUAUCACACCUGAUAUCAAAAAUGUCAUUGAGGAGGCCAAACAGAGCAUGGACAAAAUCGCCGAGGAUCUGGACCUUAGGGUUUUGGUAUUCAGUCACUUUGGAAAAAUUUUUAUAAAAGCCUACAAGUUGAGCCCAGACGCUUUUGUACAGAUGGCGAUACAACUGGCCUACUACAGGAUCUACCAGCAGUGCUGUGCAUCAUAUGAAGCAGCCUCCAUGCGUUUGUUCAGGAAAGGACGUUUAGGUGUAAUAAUGUCAACAUCGAGUGCCUCGGCUGCCUUUGUUAAGUCUUUUGAUGACCCCAAAAAGCAGAGCACAGAGAAACUUGAGUUAUUGGAAAAAGCAAUAAAAGUGCAUAGGUGGAACACCAACAUGGAAAUUCGAGGGCAGAUAAUAUAUGGACACAUCCUGGCCCUGAAAAAUCAAGCUAUUGAGGACGAUAUCCCCAUGCCGGGCAUCUUCACAGAUCCCUCCCUUGAUAAAGCCUUUAACUUUCGACUUUCUACAAGUCAGAUGUCAUCCAAGACUGGCUGUCUCUGUUUUGCUGGUCCAGAUCAACCUGAAGUUUAUGAUUUCUGCUACAGUUUUACAGAUGAUGACAUCACCUUUGUAGGUUCAGCUUGGAAAUCCUGCAAAGAAAAUAAUGUGAUACAACUGAUCCAAACCCUAGAAGAUGCAUUGCUAGACAUGAGGAUGCUGCUGGAGAACGAAACCAGCUCCGCCUAGUGCUAGAUAAUGAACCUUUUUGAGAGCAGUAUUCAAAGUAAUUAGUUGAAUACUAUGAGUUAGUCAACUC